Molecule: messenger RNA, 978 nt
Organism: Pistacia vera
Lineage: Eukaryota; Viridiplantae; Streptophyta; Magnoliopsida; Sapindales; Anacardiaceae
Product: RNA-dependent RNA polymerase 1-like
Exons: 1
Coding region: 1-978 (325 amino acids)
Biological process (GO): siRNA processing
Cellular component (GO): nuclear RNA-directed RNA polymerase complex
Molecular function (GO): RNA-directed RNA polymerase activity
Source: RefSeq, a predicted model, not a curated record
AUGACCAAAGUCAUGAUUCUUCUAGCUUUCAUUGCCUCAUGCUAUGUGCUGUAUACUGCCAAAAAGAUAUCUGACAGUUGGAAAUCCUUGAAAGCAAAUGAUGACUGGGAUGCAUUUAUACAUGCAUCUAACUUUUUCCUUUACUCCUCUUUCUCCUGCCGCACAAGUACACAACUGGACAUAAUUUCUGCCGUGCAGGAAGUUCAGGAGUAUUUCACCAACUAUAAGGAGCCUGACAAAGCAAUGAGCAACCCAUGCAUAGAACUAGCGAAAAAUUUCUCUAUUGUGGAUGACUUUCCAGAAACUGGUGUUCCUGCUGAAAUACCACCUCAUUUACAUGUCAAAGAAUAUCCUGAUUUCAUGGAAAAACUAGAAAAACCCACCUACGAGUCACGCAAUGUGAUAGGAAAGCUCUUCCGAGAGGUGAGGGACAUAGCACCAGAUACAAGCCCUAUUAAGUCGUUCACUGAGGAAGUAGGCAGAAGGUCUUAUGACCGUGACAUGGAAGUUGAUGGAUUUGAGGAUCACAUUGAAGAUGCUUUCUAUUACAAAAGCAAUUAUGACUACAAACUAGGGAAUUUGAUGGAUUACUAUGGCAUCAGAACUGAAGCCGAAAUACUCAGUGGUGGUAUCCUGAAAAUGUCCAAAUCUUUCACAAAGAGAAGAGAUGCAGAAGCAAUUGGUAUGGCAGUAAGGGCCUUGAGGAAAGAAGCUAGAGCCUGGUUCAAUGAGAAGGGAAGUGGGUCUGAUUUUGAAGAUGAUGUGUAUGCAAAAGCAUCGGCUUGGUACCAUGUCACAUAUCAUCCUAACUAUUGGGGCAGCUAUAAUGUAGGCCUGAAUCGGCAACAUUUUCUUAGCUUUGCGUGGUGUGUUUAUGACAAGCUGAUAGAGAUCAAGAGGGACAAAACAAGUCUCAGAAAUGCUCUAAGCCUGUCAUCUCUUCAGCACUCGCUCAGUCAUGGAUUGCUUUUGCAUUGA